UGAAAAAUGCGUAGCCAAGGUUUAAUGAUGGAGAAGGUAUUUCGGCUUUUUGCAGUUUGAAAUAAUUGCUUCAACAAGCACAGGAAUAUUUAAUGAGAAAGUCGACAAACUUUUGAAAGUAGAAUCCACCCCUCACAUGCGUUAACGUUAGGAAACUGUUGCAAGCAUACGGCGCCUUGACAAUCAUACCUAUUUGUCAUAAUAAAUAGUACUUAUACCCGAUUCUAUCGUUUAUGCACAUCAAAUUGGCUCCUAUUGUAUGGCUGCCAGUCAAAACCAAUAUCAUUUUUUAUCGUUUCAACCAUACAUCUGCACUUAGAAAAGGCAGGUUUAAUUAGUGCUCCAAAACCAUCUAUUUCUGAACCUACAGCAUCGAGAACUUAUAACGAUGCCUAUCCAUUCAACAACACAAUGAAAGCCCCUCUGUCCUUGGGAAAUAGCAGGAAUCACCCUAACGAGAAGGGUAAGAUGGCCUUUCAAAAGACAGCAACAGCAACAAGGAGAGCAUCCUGGAAACGCAGACCCUCUGCAGCUACUACUUCCUUGAGUGACUUUGACAGACAACAAUUCACAAGCUAUUUUAGCAUGGAAAAAGACAAUCGUUUACACUUGAACGGGAAAAUCAUGGAUAAAAGCAAGCAUUCCAUAGCGAUCAAAGAGGAAGAAGAGGAAGGAACAGACGAUGCUCGUCUGUCGGCAUCCACGGCAGACGCCUAUCCUCAGCAGCAUGAUAUUGCAAAGUAUUAUAGAAGAUCUGUUCAGCUUACCGAGCAGUUAAAAUCCUCGGAAAGGAAUCUACUCGCUUCCAUCGCACGUGACAAUGAAGAUCGUAUUGUUCAACUGCAAAACAAAGUCGAUGAUAUGAGUGUAGAGGUAGCAAAACAGAAGAAGGAGAUCCAGGAAUACAAAGGAAAAGAAAAGAAUGGUCUAGAACAAAUCAGUGCUUUGGAAACACAUAUCCUAAGCAUUCAGAGAUCAGAAACGGACCAAAGGCAAGUGUAAUUAUCGAUAAAGAACCUAUUUGAUGAAAAGUGCCGUGCAAUAGGGAUGUUUUAUUAGCGUAUUUUGAUUUUGAGCAAACGAAUGGAAAAACAAUGCGUUGAGCUUGU
Mycotypha africana is the source of this 1109-nucleotide messenger RNA. RefSeq lists its product as uncharacterized. The transcript is spliced from 2 exons. The coding region runs from base 412 to 1002 and encodes 196 amino acids. The record is from RefSeq and is a predicted model, not a curated record. Lineage: Eukaryota; Fungi; Mucoromycota; Mucoromycetes; Mucorales; Mycotyphaceae.